AUGGAGGCUCUAAAAGCUAUGUUGUUAGUGAACAUUAAUAAAUCCGUUGAAGACUUUUGGAGGGUUCAUUUUGAUAAUAUGGCUUUCUCUUCCCUAUUAAUACGCAUUUGGGAAAGCUAUGGGGACGACGAGCUGUGUGGCGACAACAACUUUUUCUCUGAUCAGAUGGACGAAGCAGUCUUGUGA
Molecule: messenger RNA, 186 nt
Organism: Blumeria graminis f. sp. triticale
Lineage: Eukaryota; Fungi; Ascomycota; Leotiomycetes; Helotiales; Erysiphaceae
Source: the annotation of a GenBank genome assembly